This is a messenger RNA of Pangasianodon hypophthalmus (striped catfish), 2656 nucleotides long. RefSeq lists its product as uncharacterized. The transcript has 4 exons. The record is from RefSeq and is a predicted model, not a curated record. Bases 97 to 969 code for a protein of 290 amino acids. NCBI's taxonomy places the organism in Eukaryota, Metazoa, Chordata, Actinopteri, Siluriformes, Pangasiidae.
GAAAGCUGGACAGUGAAGCAGGAGACAGAUCUGACAAUAACUGAUCUGACAGUAACUGAUCUGACAGUAACUGAUCUGACAGUAACUGAUCUGACAAUGACGGAGCAAAGAAGGUGCCACAAUCCUAAAGACAGCACCCUGAGAUUUGUCACUAGAGCGGAUGACAUUACCCUUGAUGAUGAUCCCAAUACCCAGAGAUUAGAGAUGUCUUGUGGCCACGCUGUCACGCCUGAAUCCCUCACAGCCUACUGUCGCGGUCUUCUGGAUAAGGGUGACUACAAAUUCGUGUGUCCAGCUAUAAAACAAGGAACUGAUACAUGUGGGGCUGAGUGGCCAUACAUGGAAGUGCGGAGGAUUGCUUUACUGACUCAAGAAGAGCAGAACCACUUUGAAGAGACAAUGGCUGUAUUGGCAGCAGCUAAGUACUGUGAAUACAACCCAUGCCCCAGUUGCAGUUCAUAUGUUGAGAGGCAGGAUUUGACCAACCUGUGUGUACUCUGCACCAUCUGCACAUCAGAUACUGGUGAGAGGUUUGAGUUCUGCUGGCAAUGUCUGAAGACGUGGAAAUGGCCAGCACCUCGCUCAGACAAGUGUGACAACAGCAACUGCGUUAACCCAACACUUGAGAAGCUAUUAAAUUGUACGGACACAACCCUUCCUGAGGUUCAAGACCUAAUAUGUCCCUCACUGCGAGCUUGUCCUACAUGUGGAAACCUGGUAGAGCAUGACACAACAGGGUGUAAGAAUAUAAUAUGUAAUCGCUGCCAUAUUGAAUUCUGCUUUUCUUGUCUGAAGAGAACUGAAGAUUGUCUAGAAACAAGCACACACUUUGAACCUUGCUCAGCUGGCGUAGCACCUCGGCAAACAUCCAUUCCAACCAAUAUAAACACCAAAAAGCACAUUUUUGGCACAUUUUUGGCACAUUUUGGGGGCAGUCGUGGCCUAAUGGUUAGAAGCUCGGACUUGUAACCCGAAGGUGAACCUGAAGGUUGUGAGUUCAAGUCUCAGGUCCGGCAGGGAUUGUAGGUGAGGGGAGUGAAUGACCAGCGCUCUCUCCCACCCUCAAUACCACGACUGAGGUGAGACCCUUGAGCAAGGCAGCGAACCCCCAACCGCUCCCCGGGCGCCGCAGCAAAAAAAAGGCUGCCCACUGCUCCAGGUGUGUGUUCAUGGUGUGUGUGUGUGUUCACUACUGUGUGUGUGCACUUGGAUGGGUUAAAUGCAGAGCACAAAUUCUGAGUAUGGGUCACCACACUUGGCCACAAGUCACUUCACUUCACUUCAUUUUGUGUCUGUUUAAGUGUUUCUAUGGGUAUAGCUUAAUAGUUUAAUAAUAUAAUACAAUCUAAAUGUAAUAGGAUUAAAAGUAACGCACAGCUGUCUUCACAGUUGUCCCCAGGCUAUAUUGAAAAGCAUAUUAUGUUUGUCUUUAUUGUUGUUAGUUUUAUAACAACAUAAUUUUGUUUAUCACAGAAAAGAUAGACUGAGCUUUUUAGUUCAAAAGGCCUCAUUUAUCAAGCUGAGUAUGAACUGCUUUAUUCAUAAAUUGUUAAUGGGGCAUUUAUGCAAUAUAUUUGGUAUUCAUGAAGAUCCUGUAAGUUUAGAAAGUGUCUUGAAGGCUCUUCAUUUUUAAACAAUCCUUCUGGCUGCAGAAUGGUGAAUUUCAAAUUGUUUGGAGAUGGCCUUAUAACCCUUCCUAGAUUUAUGAGCAGCAAUCAUUCUUCUCUGUGGUCAUGGCUGAUGUCCUUUCUUCUUGCCAUGAUGUAGAUACACACAUGAGUGCUCCAGAAUGCCAAACGGGCAAAAUUUCUGCUUUUAUAGAGGUACUUACACUUCUCGAUGAUUAACUAAUCUUGUGUGUUUCAUUAGUAACACCUGGCUGCUAAUUACUCUCUUAAUAAUUGUGGUAGUAGGAAGGGUGUACUUACAGUUUCCCACCUGAUUUCUGAAUGUUAGUUUACUUUUUGGUGAAAAUAACUACAUAUUGAAAUUUGUUGUGUUUUUUUGUUGUCACCUGAGUUAUUUGUUUGCUUAUAGAAGUUGGUGAAGACCACACAAUUGUUAUUUAGAUAAAUAAAAACAUAAAAUUGAAAGAGGUUGUACUUUCUUUUUAGCAUGACUGUAGUUUGCUAUGAGUUACUGCACUUUUAUAUUGUUACGAUCACCAGCUGGAGUGCCCAUGGACUCCACUAGAGGGCACUCCACCCUGGACUCUUGCCAUUGUUCUCAGGACUCCAUUUCCCAUGUGUUCCUUGCCUCACCUGGGUCAUGUGCUACCCUUGUUUUGUGUGUCAUGUUCUCAUUGGUUGGUUUUGUCAUGUGUUCUCCCUGUUCUGUAUAAAAGUUGCUCACACCUGCUCCUAGGUUGCUGAUUAUUGUUUGUGUGUUUAUAGCCAUUCCUAGUCUCCGUGUCUCCUAGUUUACCUGUGUUUUGACCCUUGGACUGUUCUCCUUGUUUUUGAUUGUUUGCUGCCUGCCCUGACCAUUGCCUGUGUUUUGGAUUACUCUUUUGUCUCUGCCUUUGUUUGUACCGUUUGCUGGUGCUCGACCCUGCCUGGUUUGACCACGUUUGUAAAUAAAGUCUUGCACUUGGAUCCCCAACUCCGUUGUCGACCUCCCCACGUUACAUAUAUACAGAUUAUGCUGUCAAGCUUCU